AUGGUGCUGUUGAGCCCCUCAGUCGGUGCCUUGAGGAGGUUGUUGAAAAUCUGUGAGCAAUAUGCGGUGGCCCAUGGACUCAGGUAUAAUGCUAAGAUAAGUGAGCUGCUAGUUUUCAAGGCGGGCACGAAAACAUAUAACACUGUUCCACCUAUCACACUAGAUGGUGCUUCUCUUAAGCAAGUGAAGCAGUUUAAAUACCUGGGUCACUGGGUGACCGAUGCGCUCACAGAUAACUUAGAGCUGGAUAGGGAGCGCAGGGCAUUGACGGUAAGGUGCAAUAUGUUGGCUCGCAGGUUUGCACGGUAUACGAAUGACGUUAAAUUAACUCUUUUUAAGGCCUACUGCCAGACACUGUACACCUGCGGCCUGUGGGUUAAUUAUAUGCAGAAAUCCUUCAAUGCCCUGAAGGUCCAGUAUAACAGCACCUUCAGAAUGCUGUUGCGGCUGCCCCCGUUCUGUAGUGCGUCCGGCAUGUUUGCGGAAGCGCGUACCGACGGUUUUGAUGCAGUAGUUCGGAAACGCGUUUCGUCGACCAUGAGCAGGAUGCGUGGCAGCGAUAACAGCCUUCUGAACACCAUAUCGGAGGAUGUAGCGUGUCCGAUACUGUGCCACUGGACCAGAACUCAUGUCACCAAGAAGGGCUGGUGA
Molecule: messenger RNA, 651 nt
Organism: Hyposmocoma kahamanoa
Lineage: Eukaryota; Metazoa; Arthropoda; Insecta; Lepidoptera; Cosmopterigidae
Exons: 1
Coding region: 1-651 (216 amino acids)
Source: RefSeq, a predicted model, not a curated record